This is a messenger RNA of Carassius gibelio (silver crucian carp), 9640 nucleotides long. RefSeq lists its product as uncharacterized. Bases 4793 to 5956 code for a protein of 387 amino acids. The transcript has 11 exons. Lineage: Eukaryota; Metazoa; Chordata; Actinopteri; Cypriniformes; Cyprinidae. The record is from RefSeq and is a predicted model, not a curated record.
CACUGUUGCGGUUUCAAUGAAGCUGUGAUUCGAUUGGUCAUUGCUGCUGUGGUGGGUGUGGCUAUUGUUGCCAUAGUGAUUUAUGACAUCAGAUCCUGAAAAGCUUAAAAGAAGAGGAGAAUAUCUCAAUCGGUCCCUGAAUGAAGAGCCAUGGACAAAUUGUUCUUUAGAGUCAAUUCUCAUAAAAAAAGGUCAUGGAAAUCCACUGGUCAGAAAGAGUGUGAACCCUUGCAAUAUGUACGUACUUUAUCUUUUCAUUUAAAUAAUAUAAAGCAUAUUAUGGGUUUUCAAGGACAACUGAGUAAAUUGAGUCUAAGUUUCUUAAGUGAUGUUUAACACUUUAGUAUAGGGACCAAUUAAUUAUUAACAAGUUGCUUAUGAACAAGCCAAUAAUUGACAUAUUGGCAGUUUAUUAGUACUUAUAAAGCACAUAUUCUGCAUGCCCAUAUGCCUAAUCUUACUAGCUACCACGCCCUUGGCAGUAUAAAACCAUCUUGUUCCGUCAAAAUCACUGUAGUGAGUCAGGAGUUGGAAUUGCAAGUACUGAAAAUGAUCAGGAUAGACUAUUAUAGCAUCUAUUUAGCAUAUUAAUUAUAUAGUUAUUUAGAUCUUCAAGUUAGCGUAGAUUUAUCUGUAUUUAGAACAGUGGUCAGGAUGGUACGUAGGUGUGUUGCUGGUUGUGACAGCUAUGCAGUCCAGCAGUGUUUUCCAGCACACUUUAAAAUUAGGCGCCAGUGGUUGCAUGCACUUGGCCUGGUAGACCGUGAGUUCCCGCCUAGAGCUGGAGUGUGCAAACUGCAUUUUACACGGGAUUGCUUCUCCAACGCAAUGGAGGUGGAAAUGGGCUUCUCCACACGGCUCACGCUGAAAAGCGAUGCGAUGCGGGAGUUAAGGCCGCAGUUUGAGCCAGCGGCUCGAAUUGAUAUGAACAGACACCUCCACAUCCUCCACUUCAGGUGAAGGUAAGGGAGAAAAGUCCUCUACUUCAAAUGAUCGCUCUGUUGCAAAGCUACUUGCGUCAUUACAGUCACUCUCCAUUUUAGCGUCUCUGACAGCAGCUGUCAAUCCGUCACUGUGGGUCUCAUGUUCAUGCCGCACUCGCUCAGCCCCGCCCUAGGUUCGUCCCCUCUAUCUCCGCUGUGAUCUGCCCACUUUUCAGCAAAUAUUGUCAGUGGAUGGAGUCAGGCUCUGACCAGGGGUUUAGUUACCCUUUAAUGGUUAGUUAAUAGCGACAAUUGGACCUUAAAAUAAAGGGUGAUUCUUUGUCUAAUCUGCUUGGUGUUUAUUAUGGGGUUGAAUGGAAUCAGUUUGAAUUGAUCAGGAACUGAAGGUUGUUUGUUUGAACCCCAGUAGAUUGUUGAAGGGUUUCGUGGAGAUGCUAACAAAUUAACUCAAAUACUAACAAAUUUAACUAUAUGUUUAGAAUCUGCAUCAGUAUGAUAAUGAAAAAUAAAAAUGUCAAGGCCAACAUUGAAAUGAGAAAUCUGAUAAAAAAUAAUGAUUGCACAGAUAUGAUCAGCAAAAAUAAAUGUGUCAAAUGAAAGUCCUAUCCUUAACAGCAUGACCUUAUCUUUUGUAGUUCAUAGGUGCAUGACUGUUUUUAGAUAAUGUGAACUUUAACUUCAAUUUUUCUAUGAAAUGGAGACAGUAUCAUCCAUCCAUCUAUAAUUCCCUGAAGAAAGCUGCCCAUUUUUUUCCUGUUUAUGGCAUCUGGUAGAUUUACUUUAGAUCUACAUUGUAAAUAUAGUUUUACAAUUAUUUACUAGUUUUGAAUUGUCAGAAUCAUAGCUUUGUAGACAUCAUAGACAACACCGUGGUUGGUGCAGCACGGCCCUCAUGUGGAUUGGGCCAGAAACUCAGUUUUGUCUUGGAAGCAGUCUUGUCUUGAGUCUUGUUUGGGAUCUGCCUCUUUUCCUGGUGCUGUGUUUCCUGUUGUGCAGGUGGAUGAUGCUGAUCUGUCCGGGGUGCCCGAGGAGUACUGCAAUCUGUGGCAGGUCUUCAGCAAGUCCCGGGCUGUGUCCCUGCCUCCUCACUGGCCUUAUGAUUGUGCCAUCAACCUCCUCCCAGACACUUCUCCGCCCAGGGGUCAGUUAUAUUCCCUGUCUGGUCCAGAAAGAGAGGCUAUGGACAAAUAUAUUUGUGAGUCCCUUGAUGCCGGUCUCAUCCGUCCCUCCUCGUCUCCUGCUGGCGCAUGAUUUUUCUUUGUUAAGAAGAAGGAUGGCUCCUUGCGCCCUUGUAUUGAUUACCAAGGUUUGAGUGACAUUACCAUUAAGAGUAGGUAUCCCCUGCCUUUAAUGUCAUCUGCCAUUGAACUUUUGCAGGGAGCCAAGGUCUUCAGUAAGUUGGACCUCCGUAAUGCUUAUCACCUGGUUCGGAUUCGAGAGGGGGAUGAGUGGAAGACAGCAUUCAUCACUCCUUCGGGACAUUAUGAGUACCGGUUGCUACCCUUUGGCCUGACAAAUGCCCCAGCUGUCUUCCAGGCCCUGGUACACAUCCAACACGUGCGCCAGGUGCUACAAAGGCUGCUGAAGAACCAGCUAUAUAUUAAAUCAGAGAAGUGUGUUUUCCACUCCAAGUCAGUUCCCUUCCUGGGCUAUAUAAUUUCAGCGGAGGGAAUCAAAGCAAAUCCCGCUAAGACCCUGAACGUCAGUUUAUUGUGGAGGUAGAUGCUUCUGAGAUUGGAGUAGAUGCGGUCCAUUCUUAGAGGUCCCCCAGAGAUGGGAAGGUACAUCCCUGUGCCUACUACUCUCACCGCCUGAGCCCAGCAGAACGGAAUUAUGACGUAGGGAACCGGGAGCUGUUGGCGGUCAGACUGGCCUUGGAUGAGUGGCGUCACUGGUUGGAGGGGUCAGCACAGCCCUUCUUGGUUUGGACGGACCAUAAGAAUUUGGAAUACGUCCGUUCGGCCAAGAGGGGAUACUAAGAGAACCUGUGCAUCAAUUGAAACCAUUAUCCCUAGAGAAAUUGUGGUGGGGUCCCUCUCCUGGGAUGUGGAGAGAAGAGUGCUGGAGGCCAUACGAGAGAGAGAGGUGCCAAGGGGGUGCCCAGAGGGUAGACUUUUCGUGCCAGCUGUGCUGCGCCUUGAAGUCCUCCAGUGGGGGCAUUCAUCCAAGUUAGUCUGUCAUCCUGGGGUUCGGAGAUCUCUGGCUGCCAUCCGCCAGCGAUUUUGGUGGCCAUCCAUGGCACAGGACAUCAGGCAGUUUGUGUUUGCCUGCCCAAUUUGCGCCCAGAACAAGAGUUCUAAUCAGCCUCCUGUUGGUCUGCUACACCCCUUACCCAUCCCCUCCCGCCCCUGGUCACACAUAGCCCUUGACUUUGUCACUGGUCUUCCACCAUCGAGGGGUAACACCGUAGUAUUGAUGGUGGUUGAUCGCUUCUCUAAGGCAGCCCAUUUCAUCCCCCUUCCCAAACUGCCUUCAGCUAAGGAGACAGCUCAAGUGGUGGUUGACUACAUCUUCCGGAUUCAUGGCCUUCCGGUGGACGUGGUUUCUGAUAGGGGGCCACAGUUUGUCUCCCGGUUCUGGAAGGAGUUCUAUUGACAGAUUCGGGGCCUCUACGAGUCUGUCGUCAGGUUUUCACCCUCAGACCAAUGGGCAGAUCAUCAUGUUGUUCUCGUUCAUGUCUCAGCUCUGUCCACAUCUCUCGUUUAGCCUGCACAGAGAUCGUGCCCGUUUUGUUUUUCAUCCUUUAGUUUUGUUUUUCCCUCUUCCUCCUGCUUUCAGGCAGCAUUACUCUUCAGCCCUCCUGUGCUCGUGAUCACCGAUCGCUGUCACUCCUCUUCUUCGCCGCACCGCAGUGCAACACCAGUUCCCUGCCUCAACAGCGCCUCCACCUCCCUGUCAGUUUAUCUGGGCAUUGCAUCAGUGGAUUUUCCAAGUGGAAUUCGUCUAGGAGGCUCCUUUGGAUCUGCUCCUGACUGCCUAUUCCUGGAUAGUUUUUUUUUUUUUUUUUUUUUCUGCCCUUUGAAAUUAAAGCCUAUCUAAUAAACUGACCUUUUGAUCACCUGCAACUGAGUCCUAGUCUCGCACUGACAAUUAAAGUGUGAGAAAAAUAUGUGCUAAUCUACAGAUGUGCGUAGCUCUGAAUCAUUUGUGACUCACAAUAAUGGCGGCAGACUGUCCCAGGAGAGAGAAAAAUUGUUAAAUAAAAAUGUGUUCUCAUAGUUUCAUAAAAUUACAGUUGAACCAGUGAUGUCAAAUUGACUUGGCCUAAUUUAACUAUGUCCUUUCUACGUUUCUGUACAUUGAUUGUGGUACCCUUGCUGUCUAUAGAGAGCUCUCGGAUUUCAUCAAAAAUAAGUUAUUUCAUUCUCCACGAUGAACUAAGGUCUCUUGGGUUUGGAACGACAUGAAGAUGAGUAAUUAAUGACAAAAUUUUCAUUUUUUGGGGUAAACUAUCCCUUUAAUAUUAGUCAUCUUUUUUAUGAUAGAAAUGUUAAAUGACAAACAGCUAAAUGCAGUGAUGGAAAGUAGUCAAUAAUAAUUGAUAAUCAAAUAUAGGUUUUCUAUCUGAACACUUAAAACUGUUAAUGUACUGUAUUCAUACUGUACAUCAUGCAUUUGAAAAAGGGGUGGGGUUAUUGACUCAGCAGUUAUCCAGUAAAAUGUCAAAUGGCAAACCCUGUCAUAGACUCUAACAUGUGACUUGUCAGAGGAAAUGACAUUAAGCCAUUUAUAGCCACACAAAGACUGGAGGAGAUGAUCUCACGGUCCAAAAAGUUCAUCCAUUAGACUCAGUAUUUACAGUUUUAAGAUACUAAAAGCAUCAGUAGAUUUUUUUUUUUUGUACAUUAAUGACACUUUCUGUUGUGGCUUUUCCGAUUGGUGUUUUUAUCUCCCACUGUGGAAAAAUGUUUCACAGAUUCAUAUUCUUCUGUUUGUGGCAUCUUGUUGAUGGAGUGAAGAUCGUGACAGUGACAGAGGGAGAUUCUAUCACUCUACACACUGAUAUCAGGAGACCAUAUUAUCCUUAUAAGACUUUUAUAGACUGGAGGUUUGGACCUGAACUUAAUCGGAUAGCUUCAGUUAUUCAGUAUAAUGAGGAGACAUCUUAUAUUAGAUAUUAUCAUGACGAGAUAUUCAGAGACAGACUACAGAUCAACAAUCAAACUGGAUCUCUGACCAUCAGGAACAUCAGAACAACAGACUCUGGACUUUAUCAAAUUAGGACUCCAAUCAAAAGAGAAUCAUUCAAUGUUACAGUCUAUGCUCGUCUUCCCAUCCCUGUCAUCAGCAGAUACUCUACAUGUUCUUCAUCAUCAUCAUCAGUGUCUAAUUGUUCACUGCUGUGUUCAGUGUUGAAUGUGAGUGCUGUGACUCUCUCCUGGUACAAAGGAAACAGUUUAUUGUCCAGCAUCAGUGUGUCUGAUCUCAACAACAAUAUAUCUCUAAAUCUGGAGGUGGAUUAUCAGGAUAACAACACCUACAGCUGUGUGCUCAACAAUCCCAUCAGCAACCAGACCACACAUCUCAACAUCACUCAACUCUGUCACACAUGUCCAGAUGCAGUGAAGAUACUGUCAGUGAUGGAGGGAGAUUCUGUUACUCUACACAUUAAUAUAGAUAUAUAUUUAAAGAAUUAUAUUCAGUGGAGUUGGUUUAGACCUGAAGAUUCUCACAAUGUUAGAAUCGUUGAACAUGAUGUGAAGACAGGUGAAAUUAGAUAUUAUCAUGAAGAGAUAUUCAGAGACAGACUACAGAUGGACAAUCAAACUGGAUCUCUGACCAUCAGGAACAUCAGAACAACAGACUCUGGACUUUAUCAAAUGAGGAGUCGAUUCUCAGUAGAAUCAUUCAAUGUUACAGUCUAUGAUGUGUUCACUGUUAACUGUUGUGGUUUCACCGAAGCUGUGAUUCGAUUGGUCAUCUCUGCUGUGGUGGGCGUGGCUACUGUUGCAAUCGUGGUGUAUGACAUCAGAUCCAGAAGAGCGGAGCAGCUAAGCAAAGAGAAACCAUGAGAUUGGAGAUUAAAUGUUAUUUUGAAAAUCUUAAGAAACAGAGAACUUUUUUGUGUGAAACUAUUAUUUCAACCACCAAACAAAUGUAAUGGUAGUUCUGCUUUCUUUUUCUUUGUAUUUUUUUCCCCAUUUAAAAUUGGGAAAUAUGAAAAAAUUCUUGAAGACGGACUGCAAGUUUCUGUUCUCUAUAAUACUAGAACACUAAUUAAAAAUAAAUAAAAUAAACAGCAACAACACAAUCUAUAUUUAGCCUAAUUUAAAUGGUAAUAAUUCAUCUUGAACUCAAUCAAUCAAUCAUGGCAGCUGGACAAUGAUUAAAUUGACUUUUCUGAUUUGUGUGAAAUAUACCUUUUAUUUUAUGAAAGUUACAGGUGAGAGUUUAUUACUCAUGAUCCUUGCUGCACAUAUCUUUUGAUUAAAAUGCAGUCAACGUUCAGUCUAAACUUGAAGAUCAUGACUCUGAACACAUCUAUUAAUGCUAAAGAGGAAAUGAUGGUGAAAGACCAACAUAAAUAGUCGAGCUGACUUGGCCCACUGCCUGUUUUAUUUUUAUUUUUUUUUGAUAUGUGAUAUACUGUAUAUAGGAAAGGAAAAUGGAAGUGAAGGUGCAGUGCAAGAGAAAGGUCAAGGCAGCGGGCAAAGGAUUCAGACCAUUUUGUAAUGUGAUGGCCGUACAAAUAAUAGGAUUGUCUGGUUCACACAUUGCUGUGGAUGUAUAGGCUAUACACAGGCUAUAACAAGGGGCCAAAAUUGCACCUUUUGGGGUACAACAGCUUGUCACUGGAACAAUAGUUUUGCAGUAGCUAGACAAUCAAACUGACAGCUGAAGGUCUGGAAUCCGUGGCAGCUUUCAUUAGCCAAGGCCCGUCCAUAAGGGCGUUUGACCGAUAUAUCAAACAACCAGUCACAGUUCGUUUAGUUUCAGCGUCACACACGCAUGGAAAUGUCGCCACAAUAACAACUCUCCGAUGUAUUUUAAAGAUUCUAUGCUGCAAACGUUAAAUAUUUCACAUACUUUUGAAUAUCCAGAGUUUAGUUGACCCUGAUAAGCGCUCUUCGUCACAGUUGUACACAUGAUGGCUUUCUUCUUUCGUCAGGGGGUUUGGCUUCACGGCAUCUUUGUAUCCGAACAGAACGUUAAAGAACGCGACAUAGACUUCUCCCGGAAGUCCUGUAGUAAUCUUCCAAUCUGAUGACGACUUCGACACUCCUGAUGUGUUUCAACUUUUUGUGUCCCAUAUGCAUCAGACGGUUAGCCAACGGUUGGUGGGCCUGACGUCUGAGACUGAGACUACUGGAACAAGACCCUUAAAAGGACAUAUCUGCUACGGUGUCAAGCUGUUGUACCCAAAAAGAUGGAGUGAAGAGAGUGUACACGGUGGAGGGAGACUCAGUCACUCUAAACACUGAUGUUCAUGAUAUAGACAGAAAUAUGUAUCAUAUAUUGUGGGGGUUUGGACCUGAAUGUACUUUUAUAGCGGAAUGGUAUGCUGAAGUCAUGUAUCAUUUCGAUCAAAAAUUUGGAGGCAGACUACAAAUGGACCGUCAGACUGGAUCUCUGACCAUCAGGAACAUCAGAACAACAGAUUCUGGACUUUAUCAAGGAGACAUCACAUAUUAUAACCCUUUCUUGCAGAAAACAGUGUUAUUCAAUGUCACUGUCUAUGCUUCCCUGCCCAUACCUGUCAUUAUCAGAAGCUCUUCACAAUGUGCUUCUUCAUCCUCAUCAUCAGGAUCUUUAGGUCAGAAUUGUUCACUGCUGUUUUCAGCUGUGAAUGUGGGUGCUGUGACUCUCUCCUGGUACAAAGGAAACAGUUUAUUGUCCAGCAUCAGUGUGUCUGAUCUCAGCAACAGUAUAUCUCUACCUCUGGAGGUGGAAUAUCAGGAGAACAACACCUACAGCUGUAGAGUAAACAAUUCCAUUAGUGACCAGUCGACACAUCUCAACAUCACUGAACAUUGUCAACCAUGUCCAGACUCCAUUCACUGUUGCGGUUUUACUGAAGCUGUGAUUCGAUUGGUCUUCUCUGGUGUGGUGGGCGUGGCUACUGUUAUCAUGCUGGUUUAUGAUAUCAGAUUCAGAAGAGCUGAAAAGAAGCGAAGAACAUAACAAUCAGUCACUGGCUUUGAAAAACAGGAAAUUAAUAAACUCGAUGUAAACAAAGUUCUUUUUCUUUUUUUCUUAUUUGCUUAAAGUUGUUUAAAAAUGACAGUACAUAUUGUUUGCAAGCUAGUGAUGUAUGAAUUGUGACUGAAUUGUUGUUUUGACUCAGUUUUUUUUAAUGAAUAGGCCUAAGUCCCAAUGAUUUCCAUAGCAAAGAGGUCUGCAUCAAGACGAAUCUUAUCCAAUAACCAAAAAAAAUAAAAAAAUAAAAAAACCACUGAAAAGCCAUGGAAAUGGUCACACAGAUGUUGAAGAUGAAGUUAACUUUUGCAUAGAAAUUUAUGUUUUCUUUUGUCUUAUAGAUAAUAUUGCUGCAUUAGUGUUACCUUUAUAAAGGGUUUAUAAAGGUGUUAUUAAAUGGUUAGUAGCUCACAAAUACAUUACAAAUCAUUGAUGAGCAGUUAUAAAUGCAUGCGUAAAAGGGUGAUUUUAAUGCAAUACCUGCCAAGAAGUGAACCAUUUUUAACUCACAUGUUAUAAUUGCUUAACAAAUAUAUUUAUAAAUACUUAUUUCACUUAAAACCAGAUUCCUUAUUGUAUUUAUGAUGCAGAUGGAUUUAACCUGCAGAUACAGAUGCAUAAAUUUUAUUUUAGAUUCAUAAUUUUACUUCGUUAAAUUACAUCACUGGUUUUCCCUUCUUUCUUUGCGUAAACAUUUGGGUGGUGUUAUGCAAAUCUUCCCACACAGUGACAUAGACGUGGGGGGUGUUAGAAAGAGGCAUUUUAGGAAGGCGUUGUUGAGUCUUAACUUUUAUAAAGAAUAUCUCUUUGAAUUUAAAAUUUUAGUCUUUGCAACUUUAGGUAUCUUCUCUAUUUAUGAACAGUUUGUAACACUCCAAAGAGAAAGGAAAACUUGAUAUGGCAUCAUAUGACCCAUUUUUUUUUAAAAGGAAUAGGUAAAUUUUUUUCCUGUUUUGACCCCCUCAUCGGAACGCUCUGUUUGAACAGGCAUGGAGGAUUGUAUAUAGUCAGUGCAGCAUCGUCUUUCAGUUUCAAUCUUUAUGAAAAUCCCAUGUGGAAAUGUGCCUCGUUUGUAAACGAAUCCGCGAAAUGAAAUGAAGUGAACAGAGGACAUAGUUCUUACUGACGUGGUCUGGAUCUUCAUGAAAAAUAAAGUUCAUUCACUCUUUCCUAAUGCUGGGAUCAGAUGGAAGGCAACACUGUAAAAAAAAAAAGAAAGCAAAACUGUGAAAAUCCUACAGUACAAACCUGUUAAAUGGUUAACGGUAAUUUCCUGUCAAAUUUAAAGGGAGAAAAAUUCAACUGACGUUCCCAGAAUUCUCUGCGUUGCAUUUAAAAAAUGUUUGAAUUUGAUGUUUUUUCUUUGAAAUAACUGUUUCUUCUUUUUUUUUUUUUUAUCUUUUAUGUUUAUUAGGGAGGGUUGUAUGUUACAUAUAAUGUUGUUAAAUUAAUGUUUAUUGCAUAUGUCAGUUGGAGUCUCACCAUGAUGGUGUUUAGUGUUUGUGUGAAUGACACUGUGCACUUUCUACGUAUCUUAUUAUUAAAAAGCUGUUUGAUGG